Molecule: messenger RNA, 2533 nt
Organism: Leucoraja erinaceus (little skate)
Lineage: Eukaryota; Metazoa; Chordata; Chondrichthyes; Rajiformes; Rajidae
Product: discoidin, CUB and LCCL domain-containing protein 1-like
Exons: 15
Coding region: 67-1926 (619 amino acids)
Source: RefSeq, a predicted model, not a curated record
GGGAGGAGGGAGCGCCCGGCAGACGAAUUUCAGGCGCUCCUUCAGUCUCUGUGACUCCGGCGAGACAUGUCGGUGGCAUUGAACCUGCGCCGCUUGCUCGCCCUCUCCACUGCGCUCAGUCUCCCAGAUCUUGUGCGAGGACAGCUCGGUGAUGGAUGUGGACAUACGGUGACCGGCCCCGACAGUGGCACCUUGGCGACCAUGGACUACCCUGGCACCUACCCCAACCACACCUGGUGCAGGUGGCAGCUCCGUGUGGCAGAGGGGAAGGCAGUCAUGUUGAUGUUUGCUGACUUGGACAUCGAGUACUCUGAGCAUUGCUCCUCCGAUUCUGUGCACGUCACUGCUUCACCGGCCAAUGGCAGCUACGGUCCAUACUGUGGAAAAAUGUACCAAGGUUUGCCGAGAAUCCAACUGAGGUCCGGCGCGGUGACGGUGGAGUUCCGAAGCAUCACCCAUCACACGGGCAGAGGGUUCCUGCUCUCGUACGCCACCACCGACCACCCGGAUAUGAUUUCCUGUUUGGAUAAAGGUAUCCAUUAUUCUCGGCAACGUUUCACUAAGUAUUGCCCAGCCGGCUGCAAAGGGAUCAGUGGUGACGUGUGGGGAAACCACCAGGACGGCUAUCGUGAUACGUCUGUUCUGUGCAAGGCAGCAGUACACGCCGGGGCAAUAGCUGAUGAACUAGGUGGACAAGUGUCAGUGACGUUGGAGAAAGGCAUCACGUUGUACAAGGCCGCUUCUGCCAACGGAAUUUCAACCAGAAGGGGUUCCUUGUCUGAGAAACGCAUCAAGAUUAGAAAAGAUUGCAGCCUUGUUCUGGACAGCAGACGCAUCACAGCCUCGUCCUCCUGGACAGAGAAGACCAACGAUGGCGAGCUCAGCGUCUGGUCUCCGGACAAAGCGGGGAACAGCAGCAACGGACCUCCAUGGGCCUGGGCAGCGAGGCUUUCCAGCAACAAGGAGUGGCUACAGAUCGACCUCGGAGAACGGAAGAACGUCACGGGAAUUGCCACCAGAGGCAGCACCAACAAUGGAUAUAACUUCUAUGUGAAGACGUACAAGAUUUCCUACAGCAAGGAUGGAAAGGCCUGGCGAUUCUACAAGAGGAAAAAUAGCAGAGAAGAUCAGGUUUUUGAAGGGAACGUGAACAACCACCAACUGGUCCGCAACGACUUUAUCCCGUCCUUUGUGGCGAGAUACGUUCGACUCGUUCCACAGCGAUGGCACCAAAGAAUAGCUCUGAAGGCAGAAGUGAUGGGUUGCAGGGUAUCAACGAGGAAUCGAACCCCUGAUGUUCUGCGUAGUCCAAGACCUUUGCCAAAGCCAACCUAUAUGCCCACGGAAAGCACCACUCCACCAGAUGUGGUGAUUGUAGAGGAACAUCUGCCAGGUUUUAAUUUGAUUGUGGUGCUUAUUGUUGUCAGUUUCCUAGUAAUAACUUCAACGGCUGUCUUAUUACUGUAUCUGUUCUGCAGAAAAAGAAAAUCUGGAAAAAGGAUGCACUCUUCUUCACAACAAGCUUGUGAUGAAUCGGUGAAAAAGCAAAACUGUCAGAGGAGUCAGCUUCAGCCGACAGAAUCGGAGAUCAUCACUUAUACCAGUGAAGAGGGAUCUUGUAGGAGUAUUACUGGCAACACCUUGUCAGACUAUGCAGAACCUGACAUCAUUCAAGGUGGCAUUGCAGCCCAAAAAGCUGCAUCAACGUUCAAGCCGCCAAUGGAUGAUGGCUACACCGUACCGCUCGUUGUGAAUCACUACGACGUUCCAUUUUCAGGGAAGAACCAUGAAUAUGCUGAACCGUUUCCCAACCAGGAACCGGAAUAUGCAACACCAUUUGUUGAACCAAGUGUAGAGUCAGAAACGUCGACAAAGAAAAACGUGUGCGUAGUGGUAGUUAUCCCAUCAGUGCAAGAAGCACUUUAAAAACCUUGGUGUAUCCUGUGCAUGGCAACUCCUGUCAGCCAUUAAACUGAUCCAUCGCCUGUACGGAACCAUCAUCAAGAUGGGCAAGAAGCAGCCCGGCCACAACCAGGAAAGGCAAAUGGGAAUCAUACCAAAAGAACACUGGUCAAUGCCUGAUUACUCCGUAAUAUUGGUGUUCUAUUAGCACUAUGACUCAUGAACAAUAAGCACGUGUAGGUUUUAAAACCUACAUCACAUUCCUGAGUAAUGAAGGAAGUUGACAAUACAGCACUAUUUAUGUCAUUGCAUUUAGAAGACAUGAAUUGAGGGGGAGAAAAAUGGUUUCUGGGCAUCGAUCCCAAGCAACGAGCUGUAUUAUUGCGUUCAAACCACUGUGAAAGCAUUGAAUUCAAUGCUGUCUCCAACGAGGAAAGUUUUUACAAUCUCUAUUUAAUGUAUUUUUAAAUAUAAAAAUAUUAUAUAAAAGCACUUCGUAAAAUAGGAUUGGAUGGUUUACGUUACAUUAAUUGCUACCCAUCUUUGUUACAGAAUAUUUUUUGCUACAAAAAACUGCUGGUUUAUCUAAUUGAGAAUUAAUUAAAUUUGUAUUAAUAAAAUGUGAAAUCUG